AUGAAGUAUAGCUACACUCUCUCCGUCGGGCUCGUGGGCCUAGCCCAGUUGGCUUCGGCUCACUACUUCUUCGAUGUCCUAGUUGUGGAUGGCGUCGCGUCCAAGAGCUACGAAUAUGUGCGCGCGAACUCGAGAGACAAGAAAUACAUGCCCACUAAGUACAUCAACACCUUCGACAACCUUACUCCGGAUGAUACCGAUUUCCGCUGCAACCUGGGUGCCACCAGCAACGGUAACACCGUUGGAACUGCCGAGGUGGCCGCUGGGUCUGAACUGGCCAUGGUGCUGGGGGUUGGCGCUACGAUGCAACAUCCUGGCCCUGCUCAGGUUUAUCUGUCCAAGGCCCCUGGAUCCGUCGCCGACUAUGACGGGUCGGGUGAUUGGUUCAAGAUUCACCAAGAGACAACUUGCACCGACGGUGACUUGACCUCAACAGCAUGGUGUACUUGGGAUAAGGAUCGCGUCACCUUUACCAUCCCUGCGGAUACUCCCGAUGGAGAAUAUUUGGUUCGCUCUGAGCACAUAGGCCUGCACGGUGCUCACAAUGGCGAAGCCGAGUUUUUCUACAGCUGUGCACAAAUCAAGGUUACUGGCGGUGGAUCAGGAACCCCAGGUCCAGUAGUGUCGAUCCCUGGAGUCUACAAACAGGACGAUGCAGCAAUCAACUUCAGCAUCUACGGUACAAAAGAUUACACCUUGACCCCCGGUCCAGCAGUCUGGGGUGGCGGUUCCAACUCUUCCAGCUCCUCGGGGUCCACUGGAGGUUCUCAAUCGUCGAGCUCCUCUGCCAGCGCUUCCCCAACUACAUCGGCCACACCCAAGGUCUCGGCUGUCCCCACCAGCACUGCGUCAGUCGCUCCUACUAAACCAACUGGUUUCCCUGGUGCUGGCAAAGGAUCGAAGGCUUCCUGCAAGAGCGCUAAGUUCCGAAAGAUGUAA
Neoarthrinium moseri is the source of this 939-nucleotide messenger RNA. RefSeq lists its product as uncharacterized. The record is from RefSeq and is a predicted model, not a curated record. Lineage: Eukaryota; Fungi; Ascomycota; Sordariomycetes; Amphisphaeriales; Apiosporaceae. The transcript has 2 exons. Bases 1 to 939 code for a protein of 312 amino acids.